Molecule: messenger RNA, 2881 nt
Organism: Radiomyces spectabilis
Lineage: Eukaryota; Fungi; Mucoromycota; Mucoromycetes; Mucorales; Radiomycetaceae
Product: fungal-specific transcription factor domain-containing protein
Exons: 5
Coding region: 59-2758 (899 amino acids)
Biological process (GO): DNA-templated transcription; regulation of DNA-templated transcription
Molecular function (GO): zinc ion binding; DNA-binding transcription factor activity, RNA polymerase II-specific; DNA binding
Source: RefSeq, a predicted model, not a curated record
CAUUUUUUUUAUAUUUUUUUUUUUUGUACUUUUAUUCAUGUUAUUGCGUCUCAUGUAAAUGAAUGCCUAUCAGCAAUUUACGACAUCUACGCCUAUCCACACUCCUCCCACCCCCACACCUUCAAGUUCAGCACUCUCUUCCCCACCCCUAAAACGUACUCGUGCCAAACGCAGUUGCGAUUUCUGUAGAAAACGUAAAUCUCGAUGCGAUGCAGAUAAUUCGAUACCAUGCUCCAACUGCAAAGCUUGGGGUUAUACCUGUGAAUUUCAAACCGUGCGCAAAAAACGAGGGCCACCCAGCGUUUACGUCGAUAAUUUGGAAAAACGAUGCAAAAAGAUGGAAACAUUGUUGAUGUCGCUGACUAAUGUGCCUAUCAAGGAAUUGGAGCGAAACAAUUUCCAGUUGACGGGGCGAACACAGCGAGUCAUGGCUUCACCGGUCGAUGAAUCGGAUUCAUCGUCCGAAGACGACGACGAAGAUGAUGACGACGAACAAGGUGGAGACGACGUUGCGAUAUACGACAGCCAUUCCGACCCUACUUUGGAUAUACGAGAUCGAUUAUCAGGGCUCAAUAUCCGAGAUUACGACACGCUAAAGUAUACAGGACAAUCAGCGGGUUUGCAAUUGUUUGACAAUGAUUUAUUUAAAUCAAAAACUUUUGUACGCUGGCCUGGCCGAGACGAUGUUGUGCUUCAAAUGAUGGCCGACGACGAAUUGAUGGUCGUUCGCACCGAUACAACGGCUUCCGGCAAGCCAGAUAAACGCUUAGAUGUAGGCAUUUCCAUGCGUUCUGCCAUUUUUGACAACCCACGAUCAUGUUCCCCUCCCUCUUCCGCGACGCUAAAAAAACCCAGCAAACAACUGAUGGAUAAAAUGAUUGGCCUAUACUUUAGUCACCUCCACCAUUUCUUGCCGAUUGUCAACAAAUAUCGGUUCCUCCAACAAUGCAAUUCCAAUUUCAAAAGCAAAAUGCCCAUUGUGGUACAAUCAGUACUUGCCCUUGCUUUUCGCUUUGCUUCUCAACACUUUCCUUCGUUGGAAAGUGCCGCCAGUGAUUUCGCUGACAGCUAUUUUAGGAAAGUCAUGAAACAAUUGCGUGACUUGCAAAGAUCAAGGUUGUGUCAUGUCCAGGCCGCACUCCUGAUGACCUUGUACCUGGAUAUGGACGGUGGCGAUGUUGAAUCCGUUCAGUGGUGCACUCUCGGCAGUGCCAUUCGUAUGGCUCAAGACCUUGGUUUACAUCGAUCGUGUGAACACUGGCACUUGCCGCCUUCUGAAAUUGAAACUCGCCAUCGGGUGUUUUACGCAUGUUACGUUCUCGAUCGUUGGAUGGGUGCCCGCGCCGGUAAACCAUUGACAAUUUUAGAUCGCGAUUUCGAUACCGCCAUGCCGUCAUACUAUGAAAUCUCCGACUCACCUGCGGCAGCCUCCGACGCCAAAGAGCCAAUUUAUCGCCCCUUCAUCCUUCUCAUCAAACUGUCGGAAAUUCUCGGUCGUGUUCUCAAAGCUCUCUAUGCACCCAAUGCCAAAAACUCCAACUCCAAUGCCAAUCUGGACGAUCCAACCAUUCUCGCCGUCUUUGAUCGCCGUUUGAAGCAUUGGAAAGCGUCGCUGGACGAAACCGUCGACAGCGUCGGACUUUCUGUGGCUCAAAAAGUGAACUUGCAAAUUUUCUACAAUACUAUUGUGCUACUAUUACAUCGACCUUUCUUACAACUGUCAACGGCCAGAUUUCCUCACCUUGAAUCCAUUGUCAUUGAAUCGCGUUCAGCUUGCGAUGCUGCGGCAGCGCGGAUUUCUAGUCUGGUCCAGCAGCAACGAGCGCAACAGGCAGAUCCCACGUCUUACGGUCUGCUGUGUCUGCCAACGUGUUUUAUCUAUGCCAUGUUUCAGUCAUCGCUUGUUCACCUGUCCAAUGCAUUGAAAGAUCGGAUAUCCGCCGUGAAUUUGGCGCGAUUAAAGCAAUCCAUUGCGCUGGUCCAACAGUACCAACAUCUAGGUCCCGCGCCUCGCGCUUUGGAAAUUUUAAACAUGCUGGUCACCGUCAACGAACUCUCAUUCGAUCAAGUGAGCCGACAAGACGAUUCAUUGCUCAGCUGGUCGUCGCCUUCCGUCUCGCCCACGAAACUGACAUCGAUGCCGCAGUCUUCACCUUCACAGUGCUUACCCAUGCCACCUGCGGAAGAUGAAAUGCCUAAAUCGGCCUGGUUUCAACGCAUGAUCAAUACCAGUAUUGUCGGUGGCAUUACGCCCGAUAUCCACCGUGAUGUUGAGUCAAUGAUCUCGCGACAGUCAAUGCCGCGUUAUUUGCCGACAUCGAAUACCGUGUCUCCUUAUGUUGUGAAUUACGUUAACCAUACGUCGUCGCAAUCCCCCAUGUAUCCUCAACGACCGGGAAUGGAAUACGGGAUGCAUGUGCCUUCCCCUCAUGCAGUCGGCAUGACAUCGCUACCACCGACCAAUUAUGGAAAUACGAUCGAUGCACCGUCAUUGUUGCCACAAACGACGCCACCCCCACCUCAACCCUUGCAGCAUGAUCCAUCUUUGCUUCCGCAGCGACCCGUCUAUGCAGCUCAAUCCAUGCCUCCAUCACUCGCUCAAGCACCGACCGCUUUCACUGCUUACAAUCACACCGUCGCUUCGUCACAAGCCAUUCUUCCCCCUUCUAGCUUGAACUGGAACGAUUGGGACAUGUAUAUUGAUCAUCACCAAGCUUACUCCCAACGGCAUCCUCAUCUUCCACUUCGUGAUGCUUAAAUCAGCUUUUUCUUUUCUCGUUCCCCCCUCCCGCUUUUGACCUGUAUUAACCUCGUUUCCGCGUCUUUCUUUGAGUGUCACUUUCCGGUUUUUUUUUUUCAUGUUGCAUUUUUGAUUUUGGCG